This is a messenger RNA of Sycon ciliatum, 1123 nucleotides long. RefSeq lists its product as uncharacterized. The transcript has 2 exons. The record is from RefSeq and is a predicted model, not a curated record. NCBI's taxonomy places the organism in Eukaryota, Metazoa, Porifera, Calcarea, Leucosolenida, Sycettidae. Bases 72 to 647 code for a protein of 191 amino acids.
GUUGGUGCAUUGGAAUUCACCUGUUUCUCCUUCAAUUCCCAGGCUCUCUGUUCCCGUUGAGACCGGCAGCGAUGGCAUCACACCAGCCAUUCUCCAAUAAACCGCGCACUGACGUGCUGGAGCUACACGUGUACAAUCCCACCGCCACUUCACCUUCUCCAGUACAGGUGGUAACCAACGACGACAGGCCUGGAUUGGUUGCGGCGUACUGGAGAGACCCGCUAGCCAAAUCAACCGGUCAACACGGUCUCAACAGCAGUGGAAUACAUUUCACGAUCACCGCCCACCCAGCCCUGAGUGUCUCGAUUCACGUUCAUUUCGGCCACAGCGGCACUGGCAGCAGCGGCGAUGGCAGGCAUGCACCAGCAGAGGAACCUCUACAUCCAUGCACGCUACACCGAGGAGUGAACAUAUGCCGCCGUAAUGGCAACGAACAAACCAAAGUGUGCUCCAAAGAGUCAAGAUACGUGCAGCACGACAUGUCUGCAAGGCCAGGACAACUAUUGCCAACACACAACCUGCAUCACGACCCGGCAAUGCUGGAGGAGCAGAAGCCAUACCUUAGCUGUGCCGGUGGAUAUGGUGACAUUGUUGUACCUCAUGGGCGUAUUCCACAUGGCGUGUACCUCUCCGUGUGGAUGGUCUAGUGCAUGGUCGACGGGUUGAUUUGCCUGCUCUUUCUUGCUCUCUUCUUUUUCUCUCUCUGUUACACAUACACACACUGGUCUCUCCCUUUAUCUGCCUUUCUCUCCCUCUUUUCCUUUGUCUUUCCCUAGCGCUCUUCGUCACACACACACACACACACACACACACACACACACACACACACACACACACACACACACACACACACACACACACACUCUCUCGCAAUUAUUUGUUCGACGUGUUUAUCUAUGGGUAUGCUAAAUCUCUUUCCGACUCUUUAUCUGUCUGUCUGUCUGUCUCCAUCUCCGGCAACCAUGCAGGCUCUUGUUUUGUUCUAUGCUGUUGUCUCUGCUGCUUUAGCCUGUCACUCCAUGGUGUUGUGGCUUGACCAUAACGGUAUUUAUUUACAGGUAGUUUUAGAGUAGGGCUUGACUAUAUUUUUUUAUAAAAUCCGGCAUUGUCAUGUGCAUGCAGG